Capra hircus (goat) is the source of this 2723-nucleotide messenger RNA. RefSeq names its product BTG anti-proliferation factor 2 (gene BTG2). Bases 125 to 577 code for a protein of 150 amino acids. Gene Ontology annotation, biological process: negative regulation of cell population proliferation; negative regulation of mitotic cell cycle. Gene Ontology annotation, cellular component: cytoplasm; nucleus. The transcript has 2 exons. The record is from RefSeq and is a predicted model, not a curated record. NCBI's taxonomy places the organism in Eukaryota, Metazoa, Chordata, Mammalia, Artiodactyla, Bovidae.
GGCGAGUCCGGGCAGAGCCGAGGGGCGGCGGAGCGAGAGAAGGCUAUCUGGGCAGCACGUCCAGUCGGAGACCGCCCAGGCCCGCGACAGGAGCCAGACGCGCAGGGCCGAGAGGAGAGCAGACAUGCUCCCGGAGAUAGCCGCCGCCGUGGGCUUCCUCUCCAGCCUUCUGAGGACUCGGGGCUGCGUGAACGAGCAGCGACUGCAGGUGUUCCGCGGGGCUCUCCAGGCGGCGCUGACGGAGCACUACAAACACCAUUGGUUUCCUGAAACACCAUCCAAGGGCUCUGGCUACCGCUGCAUCCGCAUCAACCACAAGAUGGACCCCAUCAUCAGUAAAGUGGCUAGCCAGAUUGGACUCAGCCAGCCUCAGCUGCACCGAUUGCUGCCCAGUGAGCUGACCUUGUGGGUGGACCCCUAUGAGGUGUCCUACCGCAUUGGGGAGGACGGCUCCAUCUGCGUCCUGUACCAGGAGGCCCCAGCGGCCACAUCCUAUGGACUUCUCACCUGCAAGAACCAAAUGAUACUGGGCAGGAGCAGUCCUUCAAAGAACUACAUCAUGGCAGUCUCCAGUUAGAUCACUUGCCAGCCCCAGCUGGCACUCUGCUGUACUCAGCUCUGCUGUGAGAGCAGGCCACUGCGUAUCUCAACCUGGGGAACUGUAUUUUAAAUGAAGAGCUAUUUAUAUAUAUAUAUAUAUAUAUAUUUUUAUUUUUAUUUUUUUUAAGAAAAGAGGAGGAAAAAACCAAAAGAUUUUUUAACGAAAAAAAACCUUAAAGGAUGCUGCUUCUAAGUGGCCUCCGCAGGUGCCUUUGGGGAGAAUUGUGUGCUUGAGUCUGGGAGCCAGUGUCUGCCUGUGGGAGGGAGGAAUGGUGUUCUGGCCCAGGUGAGAGAAGUUUGGCUAACACCCCAGGAAGGUGUGGGAGGGAGCAAACAAGAUUAGCAACUGUGAACAAGAGAGGUCAGGAUCUGUCCUGGGAGAGAAAAGAGGCUGAGUUCAAACUUCUCACUCUCCCAACCAGGACACCUGCACCCCUGGCCCCUCUCUUACUCAAGGGCAUUCAAGCCUGGACUUAAGUCAUACUAUAUUGCCUAAUCUUCUCUUUUAUUUUUAUUUUUUUAUGAGCUCCUAGGCACAGAAUGAAAAGGCCUUUCCUAAUUCCUUCUGUCCUGAGUAGCUUUUCUUGAAAUUGUGACUUGUUUCUAAUUCUAUUCUCAGAGACCUGUAGAUGUUGCUUCCCACCAAGAAUAUAAAGCUUUUUGUUCUGGAGGUCAGGGGAGUGAGGCAGGGGUUGGAGGUUACUGGAGUCGGGACAGAAGGGCAUCAUGUACCGACCCUUGCCUUGCUGUAAUGCUAUUCCGUGUGGCGAUUAACUUGGGGGUGACUUGGAAUUUUAGAAUCCAAAGAGUAUCCACUGGGAUGUUUUUUUGGCCAAAACUCUUCUUUUUGUAACCAGAUGGAAGUCCUAAUGAUGCUACCAUCAUCUGUUCGAGAGGUAGCUCAGAAGCUACAGGGAACUUCAGGUCCUUGAUUAUUGCCUUCUUUUUAAAAGCACACACUCCUCCCCAACUGCCCCCCCCCCUUAACCCACGAACCCUACCCCACACCCCUCCCCUUCUGGUUGGGUCAUGGAACUCCCCUAUUUUCUAGGACAGGAGUUCUCAGUCACUGUGCAAUAUGGCCUCCUGGGUCCCAGGAAGAGCUGGAGGAGAACUGGCUGUCACAACCUCCUGGCGCCCUGGUGGGCUUAGGAAACUCUCUCUCUUUCUGUCCUCAGGACUAUGGAUUUAUGCUCAGCCUUGCAGGUAUUUCUUGGCUGAAGGAGAGAAUGCCCCAAGUUACUGCUUGGUACUCUUAUAGAACUGACUGUAACAGCCAGACCUUGGGCAUUGUUUUUUCCUCGGUGGUGCUCAGAGCACCCGUGGGAGAGGCUGCCGUCUCGCUCCCUACAAUCCAAGCUUGUCUACAGACUUGUGCAAUAGUUACUGUGCUGAGUCUGAGGAAAAUGGAAAAUUCCACAGGGAAGAAAUCCCAUUGCUUCAGUUUCUCAGUGACAUUGGUGAGGGGUCUUCAAGCCGUGAGUUCCCCAGACCCAAGUCCCCUUGCGAAGGCCACAGCUGGGUGUCUGGUGAACCUGGCUGCUGUCCCGCUGUUGCCCGUAGUGAGGGACUUUUCUCUCCACUGCCGGUCCCCUUUCCUGGAUUUCUUAACUACUCGAUUCUGACUCAGAGGUGCUAUUUACCAAACACUCUCCCUACCCAUUCCUGCCAGUUCUGCCUCUUGAACUUUGCAAAUCCCAAGCUCCCUUCCCAGGCCCUGUUUCCAGUCCUUAUUGCUUUAAUGUUGACUUCAGGCCGGUAGACCCAAGUGCUCAUUUUCUGGCAUAUGGGUUGAAACAAAGCUGUGAAUCCCUGCAGAUUGUUGUUACAUCUUGUCUGCAAACAGUUUCCUGCCUUUUUAUAAGCAGCCUGGUGGUUUCAUACUUAAUCCUUUCUCUCUUCUUUUUGACAUUCACUUUAAAAACAAUAAACACCCAGAGCUGGACUGUUGAGCAGGCCUGUCUCUCCUUUUAAGUAAAAAUAAAUACAUUUGUAAGCUAUUCUGACAGAAAAGACAAAGGUUACUAAUUGUAUGACAGUGUUGUUAUAUGGAAGAAUGUACAGCUUUAUGGACACAUGUACACUUUUUGGGUUACUUUAAUAAUAAAAAUGUAGCAGAUGAA